Molecule: messenger RNA, 444 nt
Organism: Penicillium daleae
Lineage: Eukaryota; Fungi; Ascomycota; Eurotiomycetes; Eurotiales; Aspergillaceae
Product: type II 3-dehydroquinate dehydratase
Exons: 1
Coding region: 1-444 (147 amino acids)
Biological process (GO): quinate catabolic process
Molecular function (GO): 3-dehydroquinate dehydratase activity
Source: RefSeq, a predicted model, not a curated record
AUGCCCGGAAUCCUCCUCAUCAACGGUCCCAACCUCAAUCUCCUGGGCACCCGCGAAACCCAUCUCUACGGUACAACAACCCUCGCCGACGUCGAAACCACCGCCAAAACCCUCGCCUCCUCAAAGGGAAUCCACCUCGAAGCCUUCCAAUCCAACCAUGAAGGCGCGAUCAUAGAUCGCAUCCACGCCGCACGGGGCCAAUUCGAUGCCGUGCUGAUCAAUGCGGGUGCGUUGACACAUACGAGCGUUGCUAUUCGUGAUGCGCUCAUUGGUGUGUCGAUUCCGUUUAUCGAGAUUCAUAUUACAAAUGUGCAUACUAGAGAGAAGUUUCGGCAUCUGAGCUAUUUGUCGGAUAAGGCUGUGGCUUGUAUCGUUGGAUUGGGGGUUUAUGGGUAUGAGGCUGGUGUCGAGUACGUGGCGAGGUAUUUAGUUAAGGCCAGUUGA